Molecule: messenger RNA, 864 nt
Organism: Musca vetustissima
Lineage: Eukaryota; Metazoa; Arthropoda; Insecta; Diptera; Muscidae
Gene: Smug
Product: single-strand selective monofunctional uracil DNA glycosylase
Exons: 2
Coding region: 1-864 (287 amino acids)
Biological process (GO): base-excision repair
Molecular function (GO): oxidized pyrimidine nucleobase lesion DNA N-glycosylase activity; single-strand selective uracil DNA N-glycosylase activity
Source: RefSeq, a predicted model, not a curated record
AUGCUAAAGAAAAAAUUACAAUAUAAAAUCACGACAAAUCCCACACCCAAUACCAGUCACAAUGUGGUCGAUGUCAAUAGUAAUCAACGUAAUUUGCCGCUAAAGGUCUCCCCUUUCUUUGCCCCAACCUAUUGGGAACAGUUUUAUGCUCUCGAAUGUGAGUUGAAUGGCUACCUCAGGUUAUUAAAACCCCCACCAGAAAUAACACACAUUUACAAUCCUGUGGAGUAUGCAGCCCAAAUCCAUUGUGAUUAUUUAAAACGUUAUCUAAAGGGUCCCCGAAAGCUGGUCUUUAUUGGCAUGAAUCCUGGUGGUGAUGGAAUGGCCCAGAAUGGUGUACCAUUUGGUAACAUCUCCACAGUACGUGAUGUUAUGAAAUUACAGGGAGUUAUUAUGGAUCCACCACAACAACAUCCCAAACGUCCAAUAAGGGGUUACGAUUGUACUCGAGAAGAGCCAAGCGGCAAACGUUUAUGGUCUUUGUUUGAGAGGCUUGCCAACAAUUCAUUGGAUACAUUUUUCCAACAAUGUUUUGUCCACAAUUUUUGUCCAUUGGCUUUCUUUGAUGGUGCCGGUCGUAAUAUAACACCCAGUGAAAUUAAAGGACCCUAUAAAAAGGAAUUGCAGGAAAUGUGUUUACGUACCAUUGAAAAACAAUUGUAUUUGUUAGAACCCGACUUUAUCAUAGCUGUUGGAGAUUAUGUUUUUAGAGCACUUCGAAAUUCGGAUUAUUGUAAAGGUAAAUGCCUAUUGCGUCUAGAUCACCCUAGUCCUCGAUCAUUAAACAACACCAAUUGGCCGGAGAAGGCGGAGCGCUUUCUUCUGGAACAUGAUUUAUUGAAAUACUUGCGCAACGAAGUUUAA